UGUUCUUGUUGUCUUCACCCGGCAAGCUCAUCUUGGGAACGACGAAGAAGUGUUUUACGAAAUAUUGAAGAAAUUGUGCGUCGUGUCUGGCUAACUGUACAAAACUGGUUUCUCUAACAUACAACAAUGGCGGAAAAAUCGGAAACACUCGUUACGAAGGAGGAGCGUACCAAUGAGGCAAAAGAAUUGUUCGGCCGGGGAAGCCGUAAUUACUGCAUGAAACAAUACGCCGAAGCGGCCGAUGAUCUCAGCGCGUGCUGUGGCAUCUACUCCGAGCUGUAUGGGCCACUGGCGGACGAGUGCGGGCUGCCAUAUUUGCUGUAUGCAAAAUCGCUAAUUGCGUUGGGUAAAGAUGAGAACAAUCUGCUCGUCCCGGGCGACGACGAGGCCGAGGCGGAUGACGACGACGAAGAGGAGGUGGAAGGGGAGGAGGAGAGCGCUGACGGAGAGGAAAAUGAACAAGAAGAGGGUGAAGAGGGCGAUAAGGAUGAUGGUGAUGAUGCGGCGGCGAUGGACACAAAUGAAGCCUCGGAGAAGAGUGCCCCAAAAGAGGAGGAUAAAUCGGAGGCGGCAGCAGUUGCGAAGGAAAAUGGGGAUGCUGAGCAAGAAAACACGAAGCAAAAGGAAGAAACUGCAGCCGAGGGUCCAUCCUCCUCUACAAAGGAUGCCAAGGAUGAUGACCCACAGCCUGGACCGUCCACUUCGAAUGGGGCCAGCGGGGCCGGGCAGGAGGAAGUGGAAGACGCAGCAGGCAAUCUGCAGGUUGCGUGGGAAAUUCUGGAACUGGCUGUAAAGAUUUUUGAAGAGCAGGGUGAAAAGGCGUACGAAAAUCUUUCCGAGUGCUACUCCGAGUUGGCCGGAAUUUCCUUUGAAAACAGUCACUUCCAGGAGGCAAUCAAUGAUUACACAAAAGCCAUGGAAAUUUCUAAGAAAACAAACAAAUCCGAUCUUCGCAUGCUGGCCGAGGUGCACUAUAAGGUGGGCCUUUGCUAUUUGAUGAUAAACGAUUUCGAUUCGUCGGUAAAAUCGUUCCAUGGAGCCGUCGGUGAGCUGGACAAGGUGAUCGAGGAAGUAAAAGCAAAGGAACAAACCGACGAGACGAAGGAAACGAUCGAAGAGCUGGAAGAGACGAAGAAGGAAAUUUUGGAAAAGAUUGCAGAUGUUGAGGAUGCAAAGAAAACGUCCAUUGAGGAAGUAAAACGUGAGCUCUCUAAAAUUAUCGUCUCCGGUGAGGGAGAAUCAAGCAACGGGUUGAACAAUGGAGCCGGCACAUCCUCCUCGUCCUCGGCGGCCACCAAUGGUGCCAGUAAUGGUUCCGCCACCUCGACAGCAGCAACACCACCCAAACCAGCGAACGACAUUUCACAUCUCAUCAAGCGGAAAAAGCCGGACAGUGUUACUACCGAGGUGGAAGGAUCACCCGCUAAAAAGACGGCUUCGGAAACGGACAAUGUUGCCGCUGCUCACAACGCUAGUGCGUAAUGUUACACAACCCUUUUUAUGUUAUUAAUCGCCGGUGGUCGCAAAACAAAAAAAAAAAAGACUCAUUUGUAACUUUGUCACCGAUUGUCUAGUACUUAGAGCUUUGAAUUUCAAAACAUUGAUUUUAAUUUUUCGUUUCAUACACGUUU
Molecule: messenger RNA, 1631 nt
Organism: Anopheles coustani
Lineage: Eukaryota; Metazoa; Arthropoda; Insecta; Diptera; Culicidae
Gene: Nasp
Product: protein NASP homolog
Exons: 4
Coding region: 127-1482 (451 amino acids)
Biological process (GO): CENP-A containing chromatin assembly; DNA replication-dependent chromatin assembly
Cellular component (GO): nucleoplasm
Molecular function (GO): histone binding
Source: RefSeq, a predicted model, not a curated record